Lates calcarifer (barramundi perch) is the source of this 2619-nucleotide messenger RNA. RefSeq names its product SHANK-associated RH domain interacting protein. Bases 501 to 1808 code for a protein of 435 amino acids. Gene Ontology annotation, biological process: proteasome-mediated ubiquitin-dependent protein catabolic process; positive regulation of canonical NF-kappaB signal transduction; protein linear polyubiquitination. The transcript has 9 exons. The record is from RefSeq and is a predicted model, not a curated record. Gene Ontology annotation, cellular component: LUBAC complex. Gene Ontology annotation, molecular function: ubiquitin-protein transferase activity; ubiquitin binding. Lineage: Eukaryota; Metazoa; Chordata; Actinopteri; Centropomidae.
UGUUUUGCCCCUAUAUCCGAUGAUGGCAUUUGUUAAUUUUUUAAAUUCUUUUGAGCGGAUCCGUUUUAGCGUGGCCCCUCUGUAGUAAUUAAUUUUUAAAAUGACAUAUUAUACCAUGUGUAUAUUCAAUUUCUAAAUUAAUUUUCUAGUAAUUAUGUGAGGUUAAGUCAUGAUGACGUUUUUCCUUUCUUUUGUGAAUUCCGUCCGCCUCUGUUAUGGCAUUUGUGUUAGGUCGGAUGUUUCACGGCCAUGUUUCGCUACGGACAUAAAUAAGAAACGUACUCGUGCACUUCCUGUUUUGUUUUUCUUUCGCUCCGUGCUCGGGUCGGGCAGAGAUGGAAGAAUUCGCGAGGCGAGGAGAAAACCACAGCCUUCCCGUGAAGAAACGCGCCCUCCUCAGACACCGGCGGACUUUAUAAAGCACACAGAAGCAGCGGGCAGCAGUCACACCCGCCGCGGGGCUUCAGACACCCUCAAACCCGCCUCUGGUGUCCGCGAACAUGGCACUCAGCUCGGGCGGCUGGGCUCCUCCAGCCCCGGCUCCUGCCUCGUCCCAGCAGGCUGCUGUAUGCGGCGGGCCUGCGCCAACGGUUUGCUGCAGUACCGUUUUAAUGUCAGUCCGGGUCUCGGUGUGCCAUUCCGGGAUCCGGCCCCUGUGCCUCCCCGGAGCAGGCAGCGAGACCCUGCGCCUUCAACUCAGCAUGGACCCGAGCCGGGCCGGAGAGUUCAGGCUGGCGCUGCGAGACAUGAGCGGAAACCGCAGUGUGUUCAUUGCAGAGUUUGAUCUGCGCUCGGUGCAUUAUGAGGUCAAGUCUCCUCGCUGCCACGAGAUGCGUCUUGCUGCUCCGCCCCACGACUGCAUUCGCUUCAACUUCCGCUGCGACCGAGAGGCCGAGGAGUGGGCCACCGUGGUGAUGUCGUCACUAAGAGAGGCACAUAGAGUUGCAAAUAUUAACACGUAUGAAUCAGAUGGCAGACAGAACCACGCAGCAGCAGCUAUGGAACAGUGGAGCUCAGCCUCGCUGCCGCUCACCGAGGAGCUGUGUUUGGAACUCGCCAGGGCCAUUGAAGCAGGCGACACUCAGGCCGCUUCCCAGCAUGCAUCCGCUCUGGCUCGACAAAAAGCGGUGCUGACAAUUCAACUGUCUGAAAAGAACUACGCCGACGGAGAGAUCAGUUUAUCUGUGGUGGUGGAGGAUGUUUCGUCAUCCUGUUGCGUCACGGUGAAAGUGUUUCCCUACAUGACCGUGGCUGCACUCAAGCAACAGGUGUUUCACGAGCACGGUUUCCAUCCCCGCGUGCAGCGCUGGGUGAUCGGUCAGUGUCUGUGCACUGAGCCGAGAUCGUUGGCGUCCUACGGGGUGCAGAAGGACGGCGACACGGCAUACCUCUACUUGAUCUCUGCCCGACAGGCCCGCAUUACCCGCCAGCUGUUCCAGCAGGACCUGGAGAGCGCCCUCCUCGCCCCGCCUCUCCCCCCAGGCAACGGACCCACCUCCCAAGAUUGGAGGGGUUACAGCACCCUGCCCUCAAGGCUACCCCACAACAACCAGGGGAGCACAGGCGGAGGAAGCGAAAGACCAGCUGAUAUCAAAGACGUCCUCGACAUAGAGAAUCUACAACUGAAUGAUCACAACAACAAAGCCAGUAAAACACAGACAGAGUGGGCUUGUCCCUCGUGCACUUUCAUCAACAAGCCAUCUCGUCCAGGCUGCGAAAUCUGCGCCACAGCCAGACCCGACGCACACAUCCAGCAGGAGAAAGGAAGGAGAGAGGACCGGGGAGAGUCUGGUUUAAGCAGCAGCUGACUGCCCAUCCUCACAGUCUGGCUGCAAUUUCUCAUUCACACACACACACACACACACACACACAGAGUGAGGAUGCUACAUCUGCCACAUACAUGUUGACAAAAUACUCACAUCAAGACUGUCAAGUGCACUGAGGGUUCUCUGACAGCAGGCUGGCUGCUGAAGACUAGGCCGUUUGAAGCAACUGUAGCAUGACGCAGCGGCUCAGAUGACGGUCGAGGCUCAGGCGACGAACUGCAGUGUCAGAUUUGACCGGUUUAUAUUGACACGACAUGACCAUGACAUACAUCUGAAUUUGGCCAGACCUUUCUUAUUUAUUUUACACGGUGGGUGGGGGUGUGUGGUGCAAACAACACAGACGGCCUAAUAUUUAUUUUAGGGGAGAGAGAAGUGAUGCAAGUUCUUUGCAUUCAGUUGCAGCCGAAGUCGGGGGAAUGUUGUACUUUCAGUUUCUGCCAACUGUGAAGUGAGAGGAAAGUUGAAGCCUUGUGCAAUACCCUGUUCUGUUCAAGUAUGUCAUCUGUUGGUGCCAAAGUAAGUUAGGAAAUGUAAAAAAAAAAAAAAGAAAGCCAUGGAGAAUGAACAGGAAUGUCGUGUUUACAGGGUUGUCAAGUGCUUUUAUUUUUUUAUAACAUUGUAUUAAGUGUAUUAUUUUUAACAAGACGCAUUGACUGAUUGAUGUACAUUUUAGCAGUUGAUCUAAUUUUACUCGAUCCCCUCUGAGCUGUGACGGCAAUGGAAUGAUCUGUUUUCAGUUCAUAAUACUGCAAAAAUUUGCAUUAGCUGAAUAAACAUAAUGGAACUGAACAAA